This is a messenger RNA of Knipowitschia caucasica, 564 nucleotides long. Lineage: Eukaryota; Metazoa; Chordata; Actinopteri; Gobiiformes; Gobiidae. The record is from the annotation of a GenBank genome assembly.
AUGUGCACAGCAGAUCAUGUGCCCGGGAGACCAUGUGCACAGCAGAUCAUGUGCCCGGGAGACCAUGUGCACAGCAGACCAUGUGCACGAGAGACCAUGUACACGGAUACCAGAACCUACAAAGAUCCUGACAGAACCUACAGAGAACCUACAGAGAACCUGACAGAGAACCUACACAGAACCUACAGAGAACCUGAACCUGACAGAGAACCUACAAAGAUCCUGACAGAACCUACAGAGAACCUGACAGAGAACCUACAGAGAACCUACACAGAACCUGACAGAGAACCUACAGAGAACCUAAACAGAACCUACAGAGAACCUGACAGAGAACCUACAGAGAACCUACAGAGAACCUACACAGAACCUGACAGAGAACCUACAGAGAACCUGACAGAGAACCUACAGAGAACCUACAGAGAACCUACACAGAACCUACAGAGAACCUACAGAGAACCUGACAGAGAACCUACAGAGAACCUGACAGAGAACCUACACAGAACCUACAGAGAACCUGACAGAGAACCUACAGAGAACCUGACAGAGAACCUACAGAGAACCUGA